AUGGUGUCAUAUGGGGUUUCAAUGAUCAUGGAUUGUACCCAUCCAGAUGGAGGAUACCCAGGAGGCCCUAGGGACCCCAAUUUGCUGCAGUUGCAUAAAGAUCAUUCGUCCUAUUAUAAUUGGGAAGGACAUGAGAAAAUGGAAAUAAGAAUUGAUGAGAGAGCCCAUCAAUUGGGCGAUUGGAAUCUAACCAAAAAGCAAAUUUUGCUAGUGAAUGCGUCUAGACUGGGUGGUUUGUCUAUUAUCCAGCUAAGUCAAAUAGACCAUCCCUUAAUCACAGACAAUACAAACAGGUGGCGCUCUGAGACAAACUCUCUAUCUUUCAAUAUUCAAAUUGGUGAGAUGACACCUACACUCUUCGAUGUUUAUGAGAUCCUUACUCUUGUUGUGGAUGGCGCACCUGUGACCUAUCGUCCAAUUAAUGACUACCGGGAGUACAUAGAAAGUCAAUUGGGUGAAGUCCCCCUAGAGGCAACAAUGCUAACUAGAUAUUUGCAAUUCUUUGAGGAUACUGAACAAGCUAGCGGAUAUGCUUGGGGUGUUGCAUCCCUCGCUUAUCUGUAUCGUUCUCUCGAAAAGUCUUGUACUUUUAAGUGUAGACAUUUUAGUGGCUCAACCACUCUUAUGCAGAGUGCGAUGGAGUGA
Messenger RNA from Amborella trichopoda, 645 nucleotides. RefSeq names its product protein MAIN-LIKE 2. The record is from RefSeq and is a predicted model, not a curated record. Gene Ontology annotation, biological process: meristem maintenance; meristem development. NCBI's taxonomy places the organism in Eukaryota, Viridiplantae, Streptophyta, Magnoliopsida, Amborellales, Amborellaceae.